UGUGGGGAAGAGGGUGGCAGCGGAACAGACUGGGCCAGAGUGCGUAGGGCGGAGCGAGGGAGCGUGCCGGGGUAGCAGCAGCAGGAGCAGCAGCAGCAGCAACAACAUCGGCAGCCGCUGCCGCCGAUGAAUGAGCGCAGACGCCCGGACGUCAAACAGCGGAGACGGCAGCAGCAGUGGCAGCAGUAGCCCCCACACACGACAAACAAACAAACACAUACACACACAAACAAACAAGACAGAAGGACGCAGAACCAGCGACAACAAAGCAGACACCCGUGGGAGUUGGGCUACGGACACGCGCGCUCGCUGAUUGUUGGGGGGGGGGGGGUGCUUGAGUGCAGGAGGAGCAGCAGCAGCAGGAGGAGGUUGGUUGGGAGAGAAGCCGGAGCUGGAUUUGUGCGACUCUCUUUAGUAGCUUGAGGACCACCACCACCCACACGCGUCCGCACACACGGGGAGCGCAAGCGCCACUUAGCACACGCAAGCCCCAUGUAUGUAUCUCAUCUGUGCGCAAAGUUGGCAGCAGCAGCAGCAUCAGCACCACCAUCAUCACCACCAGCACCACCAGAGCAGUAGCGGCGCCGCACUGCCACGGUGGAGACGGAGCGACGACGACGACGAAUACGAGGCGGAGGAAGAGGAGGAGGACGACGACGUGGAUGAGGAGGACGAGGAAGUGGGGGGCGGGCGAGUGGGAACGAACCAACGACGGGAGACGGAGCGGAGGCAGCAGCAGCAGCAGCGAGCGAGGAGGCAGGGACCCUCCCGCAGCGCACGCAACCCAGCCGGGCCAGCCCGGCCGGUUAGGAUGAUAACGGUGCUGACAAAGAAGUUACGGGCGCACACCAUUGACGAAGUCCAGCCGCUACAGCUCAAGGUGACUCAUUCAUCAAGUGAGGAGGAAGAGGACGACUCUGAGGACGAGAACCAGGAACUUGCUCAGAUUGACCGAGAGAGGCGACGCCUCGGUGAGGAGGUAACGCCACUCGCCCUGAGCCGGCAGCAAAACAGCCGCGAGACGCCUCCUCUCCCCGGGCCCCGGCCAAUGGCCCGUGCAGACUCGCGCCUGGAGCGGCCCAGCUCCGAGGAGGAGCUGGAGAGCAUAAUCACGGCACGCGAGCGAAUGGCUGCGGCCGCCCCAUUGUCCAGCGUGCCGGGCUGCGCCGUGCUGCCGAUUGGCGGCGCGGGCGCGGUCGCCGCUGUUGUCGUUGCUCCUGCGGCUGCCGCUGCUGCUGCUGGCGGCGGUGGAGGAGGAGGAGGAGGCGGCACCAUUGGCUUCGUUGCCGCUAUGCCAGAGAAACGGAAGUGGUGCCAAGUCGGGGCUGGGAGGGCCUGUCAACCCGAGAGGGCCUCGUCCAGUGAUGAAGAGGUCAAAGAUCUGUGCACCAGCAAGGCGUUCCGCCCGAUACAACAGAACGGACAGGACUGCGCGAGCCCCUUGCUGUUCAGCGCCUCUCCGCCGCGCUGCCUGCAGCCCGUCGUGUGGAGUCCGCGCGGCGCUCGCCUCACCCUCUCGGCGCUGGACCAGGCCUCGCCGUGCAAGAGGCACAAGCAGGCCCUGGCGGAGCAGCACACCCGCCGGCCGAGCCUCGACUUCGAGAAGAUGCAGCAGAGGAUGCUGUUGAAGAAGCACUGCGCCUCAAGAACUCGGCUGGUAAAAAUUCGGAGCGUGAGCACUGGUCCGCGAUACAUCUGCGACCCGUCCGUCUUCGCCUUCCGCUCGCUCAGUACGCUCAACCCCAUGGCCCCGAUGACCCCGGUGGAGGAGCCCUCCUGUGCCUGAUGCCCUGGCAACUCCGACAGGGCUGUUAUUGCUCUCCCCCUGGCACGACUCUCCAGUCGACCCCAGGCUUUAUCCCGACCGGGCUUGCACAGAGCGAUUAUGUCAAGCCGGUGCACCGAGAGGCGGCUCUCAGACUCUAGCGGGGCCCCGUCAAGGCGACGAGGAGGAAGAGGGAAGAUUUCUCGUCAAAAAUGUUGAGCCUGCUCUACUUGGCUUUGUGCAAAAGACACUCCCUCACCCUUUAGGGCUGUCGAAACUGCUUCGGGCAUUGAAGCAGAAUCGUGCACAAGUUUUUCCUCAUCAGUUUUUCUUGUUGUUUCAAGGCAGUUGGAUGCAUCGACAACUAAACUUCUGCCAUUCAGCAGCUUUCUACUAAUCUGAUCUCAGGAUUGAGCAGCGCACGACACACAUGCCGUGCUUCUACUAGAGGUCUAGGUGCCUCCCGAAUCUCUCUUGGAAGCGGACAUUGCUGCCUGGCCACUUUUCUGAAUGCACACAAAAGUCUUGGAGUGCAGUGGCACAUUCUCUUGCUUUUCUUUUCUUUUUUUGUGGACCCUGGGUUUUGUGUUGGCUGCUGACUGGGCCCUUGGCCUGCAGGGAGAUUGAUGCAAGGGGUGACCCAACACCUCUUAUCAGCAGGAGAGCAGGAGGAAACAGGCCCUAUUUGACCACGUGAUUUAGUGGGCUGACCUUUACGAAAAGCCGGCCUCGCCUGAACAUUUGUAUCCUGUCCUUUUAAUUCAGGGAAGAAAAAAAAACAUUACAUUUGAAUGUUCCUUUCUCUCACGUGUCUUGCAUUGUAUUGCCAGUUUCACUGCAGGUCUCCUGCUCCCCCAACCCACUAAGUGUGCUCAGGCAAACUUACUACAUCGUCAUUUUCAAGGACAAGAGUUAUUUUUUGUGACUGCUGCAGAGCUACUGUAAUAGCUCUUUUGAAUUUUGAUGCAACUGAUUUUUCUUUUCAUAGCCUAGCAGAACUCUUGCAAUUGUAUUCGACUCCUCCUCUCGCAAACAUGAAGACUUAAACAAAAACAUGUUGAAAAUAACUUGAGGCAACAUCGAAGAAUAUUAAAUAGCAACCAUACAUACGUGGAAUUGUUUGUUUGUUUUAGAGCAGUGGGAGCAUAUGGUUAUUGAUUAAGAUUGUUGAUGGAAGUUUUCGGCAGUUGAUUUCAAAGUGAAAUGGUUUAGGUUUUUUAACGUUUCUCUAUUUUUGUUGAAAAAAAAUUACGACUGAUAAAAUCAACCACGUUAAAAGAACAAUUUUAAAAUACAAAAAAAUGUCAAUGUCUUCAGAUUUUUGUUGUAACCUUCAGGAAACCACAGCCGAUAAUAGUUGCACUCAAUAACUAAGCCUUAAACGUCACAUUUCUUAGCUCAAGUUCAGGAACCGGUCACAACUGACUGGGUUUUCAAGCCUUUUUUCCCCCCUUCUAGUUUUUGUUCACGACAUUUCUCUGUCUAUAUGAACACACACGAUGUUUGUGCUUUUUAUUUUUUCUAGUCGCUGCAAAGCAUAACAAAAUACAAGUUCCGUUCAGUUAUUGAUUGGCAUGUUAGUCGACGUUAAUUAACGUUUAAAAUGUAAUCUCGCUUAUAACCGUAAUAAAGAGUAGUCUGUGAUUGUUGUGGAACAGUGGUUUUUGCAAUCCCGUUGUUGUAGUGGAAGUGCCGUUACUGUGAUUUUUUGACUUAUUUCCUUUUAAACCCUUUGCGGGUUUCGUUUUAAUGCAUGAAAAAGCUCUGCAGAGCAGAUAUAUGCGUGUGUCGUCUUUCUUUUCUGCCCCUUUGUUUUCUUUCGUCUAGGCAGGAUGGAAAAAAAAACGUUGUGUUGAGAAGUACAAAGCAAGUGUAGUCGGCUAGUCCUUAUGGAAAUCUUGUAACAAAAAAAUAUAAGUAGCGUUCGGUAUUGCUGUGCUGUAUUAGUGUUUCUAAACGUGUUGCUAAAGCUGCUAACUUCCACGUGUGAGGAUGUUUUAAGAUGUAAAUAUUUGCACAAAUGCUUCAACUCUUAUUAUUAUUCCCUUGCUACUUUUUUUGUAUGGCAGGCUCAGCCUGAAUUAGCUAAUUAUGCUUGUUUUAAAAAGCAGCAUAGCUUUUGUAAAGUGUAGUCACGUGACCUUUGAUGAUUAUAUAUCUGUAUUUCACCUCUGGUCUAAGUCCGUGCUUUUUGGGGGGGGGGGUGGAUUUUUGUUUUCUAAGUUGGCUUAUGUUUCAUUCAGUAGUCGGUUGUUUUAACUCAUGGUUAGAUAAGCGUUAUUUUUUUUAACAAUAUAUUUGAUUUUAUUGCAUCACACAUAUUUUGAAUUGGAUUCUCUUGUAUGCAUUUUAUAUACGUCUACGGAAAAAAAAGAGAAAAUCUUCGUUUUUCAAACUCAAGAAACAUUUAGCACGGUUAAUGUGUAUGGGGGGGGGGGGUGUCUAGCACUGAACAGGGAGCGGCAGUACGUCAAGCUGUGCCUGGCGGCAGGAAUUGCAAACGUUGUUACGCGGCUUCUCUAAAGCACGUUUUAACUGCGACUGUUUCCCCCUCUACCCUUGUUACAUGAAAUGUUCCUCCUAUUAGAAACAAAGUCAAGAAAUGUGCACGCAAUAUUUAACUGUACACGUUGCCAUAAAAAUGUAUGUAAAAAAAAAUCAAUCCCGCUUUACUCCUCGCUGUGUGAACAGUUCUUACCCAAUUGAAAUUCAGAGUUACUUUGAAAGUUGUUUAGGAAUUUUUUUUUAAACUUUUACUUUUAUUUCUGCUUUCGCUAACAAUUGCUUGGGAAUAUUUCACGAAUGGAUAAUUACAGAAACGUAACAUCAUACGAGUGGAUGUCAUCAAUUGGGCAGUUACAUGCAGCCUGCGCGAGGCACUUGUGAAGGUUGUCUAUUUAUUGACACAAUGGCUUUUGCUUGUCUCUCGGGAUAACAUUGGGGGAUGCCGCACACCUUCAUUCAGGUGGGUUCGCACGUAGCACGUAACGUUACGGCACCUUGAGCCUCCGCACACCGUGAAAGUGCUGUUUAGUAAACUCUUAAGUGUAAUCGACAGCUAAUUACGGUUUGGGUGGCGCAAACGGCGCGUGGGGCGGGGGGGAUGGUGUGUGAAGGCAAAUUUUCUGAACCGAUCGCAACACACCGUGUGACCCGAACGUAACGUUUUUCACCACAGUGGCGGCAACGCGAUUGAUGUAAUAACGUAAAGGCACUUGAUAUGUUCUUCACACACAAGUCCAAGGUCGUUGCCGGUGUGAACCUACCAUUGUUAGCACCUUGGCUGUGAUUCAGUCACUAUUUAAGAUAUACGCAAGUGAUUCCAAGUGAUGGUUGAGCAAAUGUAUGCCAUGUACUCGAUAGAUAUUGUACAUGUUUUACAAAUUUUCUGGAUGGGAACUUUGUAUUUGCUUCCCACGUAUUUUUUUGCAUGCUUUGGUCAGAUGCAUGGACCGAUUAAUACAAAAACAUCUGCAUUUCGGGUCUUAAAAACAAAAUGAACUUGUCAAGGUAAAUGAAGCCACGAUGUUGUCAGUUUUUUUAUAUUGUUUUGGGGAAUUUAUAUCAGCUCGAUUCUUUUGUUUAUACUACAUUUCCUCGUCUUUUAUCAGGAUGCAUUCUCUCAUGUGCACCCUAAAUGGUGCCAGCUGAAUUCAUGUUGAGAUUGGUUAAAUACAAAAAAAGGAUGUACAUAAAUGUAAACUUCAUAUUUCAAGCACUUUAUACAGUUGUUUUUGGCUAAAAGAAAAAAAAUAUUAAGUACCUCAGUGUUUGUUUCCCUCAACCCCUAAUUCUCUUAAGGUACAACAAUCCCAGUGGUAGAGAAAUGGUGCAUUCUAGAACUAAUAAUUAUUAUGCCACAAUUUCAAGUGUCCACAAUGCGUUGCAAAUUUAAAAAUAUUUUUCAAGAGCAUCAUCAAACCUUUGGUAAGUGUUUCAUCGUUAAAAAAAUAUUUGGACAAGGUACAUCCAGAAUAAUGCAUUUUAACACUGAAUAUUAAUGAAAACCUCUUUAAAACCAGAGGUCAUGAUGUCACGUGAAAUUUUGGAAAUCUUUUCACGUGGAUAUUUGCCAGUACUCCACAAGCAGCCUUGCUUCACGAACGUACUGUUUUCUUCAACUGGGUAUGUUUUUGGAUUGUCUUGCUUUUGCAAUACACGAAGUUACAGUGGCUUAAUGUCAGUCUCUCUGUGUCAUCAUUUGUAAAACCAGUUUAGAGAAGAGCCUCAAGAAAAACCACUUCUCCCUAACCGUAGCCCAUGAAGAUACACAUGUAUUACCGUAAAAGAAAUGUUACAAAUAAGGUAUCUGUUAAACUAUAUCUACAUUUUAGAUUAAUAUGGCCAUUAUAGAUUUUUUUUUACCCCUUAAUGUCAAUUAUUUUAUUAGUCACUUUAAAUCAGAUUUGUGCUUAUAUUUUGUUACAACUUAGUUCACUUUUGGACAUUAAGGCUCCUCUGAACUGACUGCCAUAACUUCACGCACUUUCAGGAAAGUGCAUUGCUAACUCAGGAUUUUUUAGCCAAGGCCAGUGUCCAAAUGAAACUUGGUAGAUUUACAACAACAAAACAGCUGAAUGUACACACAGAUGACUUCACCGAGCUGACUGACAUACCUCAUAUCUCUUUCAAAUAAACAACAUAGAUUGCAUUUUAUAUUUGAGACAGGGACAUUGUAGCUAUGGCUUUUAUUGUAUUCUCUCAGUAACAAAAAGCUUUUAUUAAAUAUUAUAUUUGUGUAACCUUUUUAUACAUGAUAUAGGUAGUGACUACAAUGCUGUGUAAACAACAUUUGUCUACUCAUGCCCCAUCUUUCCUCCUAUGUUGAUUUUGGACAGUUACCAAUAAAAUAUUUUACAGUGUUUACA
Messenger RNA from Petromyzon marinus (sea lamprey), 6633 nucleotides. RefSeq lists its product as uncharacterized. Lineage: Eukaryota; Metazoa; Chordata; Hyperoartia; Petromyzontiformes; Petromyzontidae. The record is from RefSeq and is a predicted model, not a curated record.